Schistosoma margrebowiei is the source of this 1259-nucleotide messenger RNA. Lineage: Eukaryota; Metazoa; Platyhelminthes; Trematoda; Strigeidida; Schistosomatidae. The record is from the annotation of a GenBank genome assembly.
GUUAUUUGGGACAUGGGUCGGUUGGAUAUUUGGUAUGCCGUCUUCCCCAUUGGCACUUAUGCUACUUAUUACAAAUCUACUUUGACGGUCUGAACUGUAGGAAUUCUCUAUUAUUUAAUGUAUUUCAGUCUAGAUUCUGUACAGCCUGUAUGACCAAGACCGAGGAAAUAUAUGAGGCGACAACUUAAAUUAAGGGGGAAUUAUGGAUUUUACCACUUGAUGUCAGUUUUUGUAGCGAAAAAUCGUUUCCCCCUACGUCCACUAUUUGGGGGAGAUUCAUAGACAUUUCUGUGAAGUACCCAGCUCGAAUGCGCAGAUGUUAACAUACAUUUUCAGAAAUCUCACAAGUAACAGACCUAGGCGUAUAUGACCCAGAACUAAUAAAAUUGUCAAAGUGGUGAUGGACAAUAUAUGUUUUCACCUAGUUCGCAUUCGUGUCUAUCAGGGUCACCAAUGACUUACCAUAGGGAUUUCCAAAAUUUAGAUUUAAUUUACCCGUUUUGCUUAAUUCAGAUUAAACAGUUUAUAAACUGUAUAUAAAUGUACCAUAAAAUUUGCGUUGGUUAGUUUAAAUCAGUCAUAAGAACGUCAGAUACUUAUUCUCUUGCUUAUAUGCAUGGUGAGUAUUAUGUUCAUAAACCCAUUUUUGUGAAGGCUAUUAAUGUUGUACGUUUUCUAAGGUUCUAAAGAUGUUAUAAUAUUCUCCACAGAUUAUAAAGGCACUGUAACAUGUUUAUGUUAGUGCAUUAAUAGAUAUUACACGGCAAAUUAGUCCGUGUGUAAAAAUCCAUUUUCAAAUAAGUUCAGAGCAAUUUUUCAUAUGAGGUCCUAUUCAUUACCUUUUAGGCUAGCGAAAUAUAUUCAAGAUGGCAUACCUUCGAACUGGUGCAGAAUUUAUAUCAUCGUAUCGUUCCAGUCUUAAUCGGAUGAGUGAACUUCAAAAAAAGAUAAAAAUGUUCGGAUUCAACAAUGCUUAUUAUAAUCAGGUUGGACUUUUGAAACAUGAUUGGCUACCUCAUAGUCCUGUCUGGCGUGAAGCUCUCCGCCGAAUUCCACGCGAACUAAAGGAGGCUAGAGACUUCCGAAUUUCACGAGCGACGCAUCUCUACGCUUCGAAAAAUAUUUUGCCGAAGGAAGAGUGGACAACCAUUGAAGAUGAUAUCCCAUACUUGGACCCGUACGUUGAAAUUGUCGUGAAAGAAUUGGAUGACAAAUCAAACUGGGAUAAUUUUGUCAACCCUGAGAUAUAUAGUGAAUAA